Messenger RNA from Zingiber officinale, 1219 nucleotides. RefSeq lists its product as uncharacterized. The record is from RefSeq and is a predicted model, not a curated record. The transcript has 4 exons. NCBI's taxonomy places the organism in Eukaryota, Viridiplantae, Streptophyta, Magnoliopsida, Zingiberales, Zingiberaceae. Bases 285 to 938 code for a protein of 217 amino acids.
CAGACUCUCUCUCUCUCUCUCCUCUUAAUGCAACCUGCCUUUCAAUCGGAUUUAUUUGCCUCCAUUCACAGCUCCAGGAGCAAAGAACCAAAAGGAACACUCUCCUCUUCCUUCUUCCCUCUUUCUUCUUCCUUUUUCUAGGAAUAUCAUCGGAAUCGCAGCGCAAAGAGCAAUUUUGAAGCCUUCUAUAGAUGUCCAUGAGUUCUUUUACCUUAAAAAUAUGAUCUUUUUGGUUUUCUCCUCCUUAUGCGAGAUUUUGUUCGACAAAAAAUCCAAUCUUAAGGAUGGGGGCGUGCACUUCGAUUCCAAACGAUUCAGAUUCCUCCAUGAGGUAUCGAUUGGGUUUAGCUUCCAAAGCCAAGAGGUUCUUCCUCGCGUCGCCCGCAAAGGAUAAAUCUCUGUAUGAGGCGAAUCCAGUCGAUGGAUUCUCUCUGAAGAGCCCCAAGUUAGCAGGGAGCAAGGAUGAGAUCUUCUUCGAUACACAAGUGUGGUUAGACUCAGACUGCGAAGACGAUUUCUUCAGCGUGAAUGGCGACUUCACACCUUCAAGAGGGAGUACUCCAAUUCAUCCUUUGAGCAUGUCAUCGACCCCUAAAUUGGACAACCACUUUCUCUUUGACAAAUCUCCGUAUUCGAUAUCUGAACCUUCUCCUACCGGUAGGAAGAAGCUCGCUGAGCUGCUAUACGAGACGAAUGUUACUGAAGUGAAAGAAGAUGCCACUGCAAAAUCAGACAGGGACAAAACAAGCACUACUCGAACUUCAAACUCAUUGAGCACGAGCUCUGCUUGCAGCACUGAGGGGUCACCAAGUAGAGAUCUCGGGAGCAGGAAGGACAAGGCAUGGAGUGCUGGGCAUUGUUGUUUGCCAAGCCUGCGAAAUUUUGGCUUGGAGGAAAGGAGGCAAAAGAUGAGUAGUCCCAGUCCCUGGGCUGCGUGAUUCCUCCCUCUCCAAGCUUUAAACCGAGUCAUGUAGUUGAGCUCACUCUGAAACAUCAUCAUUUCGAUAACAAUAAGUGCAAACUUUGCUCCAAUAAUUUCAUCAUUACUAGGAGGAUGUAAUAAGGUUAGAGGGGGGAAUCUUGUAUUUAUAUUAUGUGGUUGUACAUGUUUGUACUCACAUCGAAAGUAUAUACUUCCAUAAACUAUGAAGAAAGCUUAGAACCUUUCCAUAUUGUUUCACCAGACGGAAUGCAAUUAUAAAAAGCAAUAUUUUUAUGA